Acanthoscelides obtectus is the source of this 384-nucleotide messenger RNA. NCBI's taxonomy places the organism in Eukaryota, Metazoa, Arthropoda, Insecta, Coleoptera, Chrysomelidae. The record is from the annotation of a GenBank genome assembly.
UUUACACGAUAAUCACAAUAAAAUUUGCUGCGCAAGUAAUUCAAUAGCCCUGUAUCACAGUGUAGAAGUUUAUCAUAUACCUGUGUUUGAAAUUCACAAUGGCCGAUAUCCCUAGGUAUUCCAGAAAAACAAAAGUUCCUAGGAGGGCCUUGAAAUUAUCAGACUUCAUUUGUUUCGUAUAUCAGACCAGACCUCAAAUUGAGCAUAGAAACCGAGUUUGGAAGACACGAGGAAUAAAUCGAGCAGUGAACAAUGUACAGAGAACCGAUAGGUUUUGCCUACAAAAUAACGGACAGCAUUUUGAACAUCUGCUAUAAUUUACAUCUGCUUAUUUAUGAUUAUUAUCAUUACUGUCAAUAAAAUUUUCAUUUUGUGUUCAGGUUC